UGGACACUCAGUUAAGCUUCGAUAUGCGUCUGCUUUGGUUGUGUGCCGCCGCCGCCGCGCUGCUGCUGGUGCUGGCCAGUGCCGGAACGCUCAAGGACAGCCCCACGAAAGAGCGUUACGACCACUACGAAGUGUACAGGCUGACGCUGAGGAACAGGCUGCAAUUGGAUGUGAUUGAGCGGCUUGCAGAGCUGUCCAAUAAGUACAACAUUUGGAAGGACUAUGACGCGCAUAGCCAGGAGCUGCACAUAAUGGUGAGUCCCGAGGACCUGCAGCACUUUCAGCAGCUGUUGCGCGUGCAUGGCAUCGGCAGUGAGCAGAUGGUGGCGAAUGUUCAAGCGCUUAUCGAUGAGGAGCAAGUCACUGCUGCCGCCGAUACCGCCGCUAGUGAUGGCACCUUUGGCUGGACUAAGUACUACGAACUGGCGGAGAUCGAGGCCUGGCUGGACAGCGUGCUGGCUGCCUAUCCCAACGUCACCGAGCAGUUCAUUGUGGGCCAGUCGUACGAGAAUCGCACCAUACGCGGCAUCAAGAUCUCCCACCAGGCGGGCAAUCCGGGCAUCUUCAUCGAGUCGAAUAUCCAUGCCCGCGAGUGGAUUACUUCGGCCAGUGCCACGUGGUUCAUUAAUCAGCUGCUGACGUCCGAGGAGCCGGCCGUGCGCAAUCUGGCCGAGAGCUACGACUGGCACAUUGUGCCCGUGUUCAAUGUGGAUGGCUUUGAGUACUCACACACAAAGAAUCGCAUGUGGCGCAAGACACGUCAGCCGCAUGCCACAAGCGAGUGCAUUGGCGCCGAUGCCAAUCGCAACUUUGACUCCCACUGGAUGGUGAACAAUGGCGCCUCUGCGAAUCCCUGCAGCGAAACCUUUGCCGGCGAUGUGCCCGGCUCGGAGCCGGAGGCCAGGGCACUGGCCGAGUACCUCAGCAGCAUCCAGGACCAGUUCAGCGUGUACAUAUCCUUCCACUCGUACGGGCAGUAUCUGCUGUCGCCCUUUGGCCACACGGCAGCGGAGUUUCCCGACAACUACGACGAUCUGCUGCAGAUUGGCGCGGCCUUUGCCACAGCCAUCGAGGAGCUGCCCUACGGCACUGUCUACACCUAUGGCUCCACGGCGGAUGUGCUCUAUGUGGCCACGGGCACCUCCGUUGACUGGGUGUUCAAUGAGCUGCAGAAGAAGAUUGGCUACACCAUCGAGUACCGCGACAAGGGACGCUACGGCUUCAUUCUGCCGCCCGUGCAGAUUCUGCCCAACUGCCAGGAGCUGAUGGCCGGCAUGCUGGCGCUGAUCGACAAGACCAAGCAGCUGGGCUACAUAUAGUGCAGAGUUUACUUUUGUUGCCGCGGCUUGCAUGCGCACAGUUCAGAGUCAGAGAUAGAAGAGAGAGAUCAAACUUAAGAGAUGGCCUAUCGUCAAUUCCAACUAUCGAUACAUCAUCAAUUCCAACUAUCGAUACAUCAUCGAUAA
Molecule: messenger RNA, 1466 nt
Organism: Drosophila obscura
Lineage: Eukaryota; Metazoa; Arthropoda; Insecta; Diptera; Drosophilidae
Product: zinc carboxypeptidase
Biological process (GO): proteolysis
Molecular function (GO): zinc ion binding; metallocarboxypeptidase activity
Source: RefSeq, a predicted model, not a curated record